Molecule: messenger RNA, 273 nt
Organism: Gaeumannomyces tritici R3-111a-1
Lineage: Eukaryota; Fungi; Ascomycota; Sordariomycetes; Magnaporthales; Magnaporthaceae
Exons: 3
Coding region: 1-273 (90 amino acids)
Source: RefSeq, a predicted model, not a curated record
AUGCGCUCGCAUUGGGGUGUUGGCUCGGUCUCGGUCGCUAUGUGGGCAUGUGUGCGGGACCGAGGCAGCGAGGUGUUCUGGGGAGUGUUCUGGGGAAGUGGGAAGAGCGCACUGGACAAGUUGCCCGUCUUGUCCAACGAGUCCCAACCCCAAAGCCCCGCUGUCAGCUCACCCGCCUCGCCAGAGAUCCGUGAGAGGAUGUUCUGCAACUUGAAUCAGGCAGUGCUGUCCGGGUCGUCGGGCGAGCCUGUAGCCUGGAUUGACGUGCACUGA